AUCUCCCCUCACUCUCCUCUCAUUAUUUUGUCUCACAGAAUUUACUCUUUUCUCCCUGAGUGCAGAAACAAUGUAGAGGGUUUCUGAUAGCCAAGAAUAUCAGAAGACAAAUGGGGAGAGCUCAAAAAGAAAACCUCAGAACUCUUAAACACAGAAGCCUGUUAAUUAAUAAUUAAAAUAAUCCAUGUGUGUAACAGAGGAGGGUGUAUGGGAACUGGCUUUGAUUUUGGUUACAAAUAUCUCCUCUAACACGUCAAUGUCCUUUUCUCCAUGAAGAGAUCCCCAUGUGUAGCCACAGCAAAUGUCCAACAGCAGCUCCAUCAGCCACUUCCUCCUGCUGCCAUUGGCAGACACACGGCAGCUGCAGCUCCUGCACUUCUGCCUCUUGCUGGGCAUCUCCCUGGCUGCCCUUCUGGGCAAUGGCCUCAUCAUCAGCGCCGUAGCCUGCGGCCACCACCUGCACACACCCAUGUACUUCUUCCUGCUCCACCUGGCCCUCAGCGACCUGGGCUCCAUCUGCACCACUGUCCCCAAAGCCAUGCACAAUUCUCUCUGGGACACCAAGGACAUCUCCUACUCAGGAUGUGCUGCACAGCUCUUUUUUUUUGUGUUUUUCUUUUCAACAGAGAUUUUCCUCCUGACUAUCAUGUGCUAUGACCGCUAUGUGUCCAUCUGCAAACCCCUGCACUACGGGACCCUCCUGGGCAGCAGAGCUUGUGCCCACAUGGCAGCAGCUGCCUGGGCCAGUGCCUUUCUCAAUGCUCUGCUGCACACAGCCAAUACAUUUUCCCUGCCCCUGUGCCAUGGCAACAAACUCGGCCAAUUCUUCUGUGAAAUCCCACAGAUCCUCAAGCUCUUCUGCUCCAAAUCCUACCUCAGGGAACUUGGGCUUCUUGUGUUUUCAGUUUCUUUAGGUUUUGGUUGUUUUGUGUUCAUUGUUUUCUCUUAUGUGCAGAUCUUCAGGAUUGUGCUGAGGAUCCCUUCUGAGCAGGGACAGCACAAGGCCUUUUCCACCUGCCUCCCUCACCUGGCUGUGAUCUCCCUGUGA
This is a messenger RNA of Zonotrichia albicollis (white-throated sparrow), 1048 nucleotides long. NCBI's taxonomy places the organism in Eukaryota, Metazoa, Chordata, Aves, Passeriformes, Passerellidae. The record is from RefSeq and is a predicted model, not a curated record.